Messenger RNA from Peronospora farinosa, 2214 nucleotides. The record is from the annotation of a GenBank genome assembly. NCBI's taxonomy places the organism in Eukaryota, Oomycota, Peronosporomycetes, Peronosporales, Peronosporaceae.
AUGGCAGGAUCCGACAGCUCCGAAGAAGAUGAGCCCAUUGUAGCGCCCCAGACAUCGCCUAUUACCCCCAAGGCGUGGAUGGAUGAAGAUGCUGAUGAAGAGGAAGAAGACGCUGAUCUGAGUCAAUUGCAGCGUCAGCACUCACCAAAGUUCAAACGCUGUGUAGCUGCCGUGGAUAAGGACAAAUGGAAUGCAUAUGCAUGGAUUGCGCUUAUGAAUGAGGUGCAGAUGCUGCCUAUUGCCGAGGCACGCGAGUAUUACGAGGCAUUUUUGACGCAAUUUGCCACGUCUGGACGCUGGUGGAAACUCUAUGCAGAACACGAACUACGAGAGAAGAACUAUGAUCGUGUACAGGAGAUCAUUAAGAAGUCACUCAUGCAGUUGCGCUGUCCUAAUGUGGAUCUUUGGCAGUUUUAUUUGGACUUCACUAAGGUCGUCAAGCUGGAUGUAGCUGUAAAUUCAAAGGACCUGACGGCUAUCACCACAGCCAAGAAAUUAAUGAUCGAUGCCUUUGAAUUGGCAAUCGAACGAGUAGGAGGAUCGAUUCAUGCUGCUCCUAUUUGGCAAAUGUACUUGACUUUUGUACAAGAAGAACAAGACCCACAGGCUUUCCUAAAUGUAAGAAAACUCUACCAUCGUAUGGUCAUGGUGCCGCUCAAUGGCAUGGAAACAAUUUGGAGAGACUACGAGAAGUUUGAACGCGCAAUCCCGAAUAACGAAGCAUUGGCCCAGAACUUCUUCAAGGUGUUUAGACCCAAAUUUGACGCAGCAAGGGCUGUCUUGAAAGACCGCAAGAAGCUGUAUGACCAGGUUAAUAUCAACGCGUUGGCAGUGCCAGCCACAAGCUCUCGAGCUGAUGCGGCGGACAUGGCAAAUUGGCAGAAGAUUCUUGCUCUGGAGAUGGGAAAUCCGGAAAGGCUGGACGCGUUACGUCUCAAAUCGCGCAUGCGUUACACACUCGAACUCUUUGUCAGUGUCAAACGACUUUACCCAGAGGCGUGGUAUCAGUACGCUUCGUACGAGAAGCAAGCGAACGAUCUGGACGGCAGUGCUAGUGUGUUUGAACGCGCAAUCGAGGCUAUUCCGGACUCGAGCUACCUGCACUUCGCAUUUGCCGAUCAUCAUGAACUACGCGGCGAUAUCCCUGCUGCCAAAGCUAUUUAUGAAAAGUUGAUCAAGGACUAUGCGUCGGCACUUGCAUAUGUCACAUAUCAGCGCUUUGCUCGUCGUGCAUACGGCACAAAGGGGCUAAAUGAGGCUCGCGCAGUCUUCAAGAGAGCACGCAAAGAUGAGCGGGAAGGAGCCUGCACAUACCAUGUCUUCGCAGCCUCAGCGCUGCUAGAGUUUUACAGCGAUAACUCUGAUAACGGAAAAGACAUUGCACUCAAGAUUUUUGAGCUUGGCUUGAAGAAAUGUAUCCAAGAGCCUGCCUAUGUGUUGUGUUACCUCGAUUUCCUCGGCCAUUUAAAUGAUGACAACAAUAUGCGGUCCUUGUUUGAGAAGGUGUUGUCAGUUAUGCCUUCAGAGGUGUCACGCCCAAUCUGGGACCGAUACGUUGAGUUUGAGCAUACGAUGGUGGCAAGCGGCGGCGAUCUUGCCACUGUGGCAAAAGUAGAGGCUCGGCGUGCGCUGGCGUUCCCGGACGAACCUUUUGUGGAAAUGAAAGGUCUAUUGAGUAUCGCCCACCGGUACUCAUUCCUGGACCUACGGCCACCGUCAAAUUGCGAUCAGAACUUUCUCGACAUGUAUCGUGCAUCAUGCCGUGGUGAGUCGUUUGGAGCUAAUUGCGAUAACGUGGGUGAAAAUAGAGAAGGAGUGGGAGGUGCAGGGCGUGGUGGUGGCUUUGGUCUUGACAUGGAAAGGCAAAUUCCGGGUCCUCCGCUCCCUGAAUUCUUGAAGGAGUUUGCUAACAUGCUGCCGCUAAGCCUACCCUGGAACGGUCCGAUCGCUGAUGUGGAGCAUAUCUUUCGAGCGAUGCUGCUUGUUGAUUUCCCUCCUCGAUCGUGCAUCGAGCAAGUGGCGCAGCAGCAACAACAGCAAAUGCAGCAACAGUUAACGCUUCAGCAUCAACAACAACUUCAGCAGCAAGCCGCUGAAAUCGAUAAGAAUAGUGGGCUUGGCGACGAUGACGGCACCUCAGGAGUGGUUAGCAAGCGGCCAGCGCACGACAUCUUUCGUUCACGUCAAAAGCAAAAGCUAUCGAAGCUCGGCUAG